GGAGCUCCAGAGUCUGCUGACUAUUUGGAUUGGCUGUUGUUUUUUUUUUCCUUUCUUUCACGGAGGCGUUGACAAUGAAUCACGGAAGGGAAGAAGAAAAGAUGGCUGCCGCAAAGAAAGACUCUUGAUCUGCUCGUACAGGGAAUAAUAGCCUAGUUGUUACAAUUGUUUUCCUCCACAGGUAGCAUGCUAGCCACUAGCUACAUUAAGGAAACACUGGCAGGUAGUGCUAGUACUCUCCAUUGCCUUGGGCCCUUCUGAAAAAAGUGGAGUUCACUAUAUUCAACCAUGUCAUACAAUACUGGCCAGGAAUCGUCUCAGCUUGCCCAGAUCAUAUCGGGCAAUAUCCAGAAAAUCACACAAAGCUCUUCUGAAAUACAAAGGAUAGUAGUACAUCAACUUGGAACUGCACAAGACACAGCAGAACUUAGAAAUCAUCUCCAGGAGAAGAUACAAUACACACAUAAAAUUGCCAAAGAUACAGAGAGAUGCCUCAAAGAUUAUGCUUCCCUGCCUUCAGAAAGCGAUCAGCGACAGAGAAAACUGCAGAAAGAUCGACUUGUAAAUGAGUUUAGCUCAGCGCUUGGCAAUUUUCAGAAGGUCCAAAGACAAGCUGCAGAAAAAGAAAAAGAGUUUGUAGCCAGAGUCCGUGCAGGAUCAAGAGUUUCUGGAGGUUUUCCUGAUGAUAAUCAGAAGGAAGGGUCACUGCUUACUUGGGAAAAUGAGGCGCAACCACAGGCAACAUUGCAAGAAGAAGCAAUCACAGAGGAUGAUCUUUAUCUAAUAGAAGAAAGAGAAACGGCCAUACGACAGCUUGAGGAGGAUAUUCAGGGCAUAAAUGAAAUCUUCAAAGACUUGGGCAUGAUGGUUCAUGAGCAGGGUGAAAUGAUUGACAGUAUAGAAGCCAAUGUGGAAAAUGCAGAAGUCCAUGUUCAGCAAGCAAACCAGCAACUGGCCACGGCUGCAGAAUAUCAGAGAAAAUCCAGGAGGAAGAUCUGCAUUAUUAUUGCAGUACUAGUUGUAGCUGCAACAGUCAUUGGCCUGAUUAUCUGGGGAACUGUUAAAUAAGACUAAUGGUAUCUUAACAUUUUCCGAAAUAAUUUUAAUGUUAUCUCCUUGCUUCUUUACUACACAAGAAGUGCAUAUAACUAUAAUGAUGAAGGAAAAUAUCUGAAUAUCUUUUGCAUUGAUCUGGCAGUGCUUGUGUUUUUUGGCUAAGAUUUAUAAUGGUUGAGGGGUGCUGCUUCUUGUUGCACAAAACAGAUUGUUGGGUGGGUUUAGUUCUGACAAGGUGUGACCUGAAAAAGUUACUGAGCCCUUUAUUUUACUAUUUGGGUGAAAAUUUGGCUGCGGGAUAUAACCCUUAGCACCCAGUCAGAUGUUUCAUUACUCUGAUUGCACUAGAUGGAUUAACAUAUGUUGAUAACUGGUUGCUAGGGGUUAAUAUACUAAUGCAUUUUGGCAGCUUUGUUCAUAAUUGAGUGCCAUAAUAACCUUAAAUGCCAUUUGCGUUGCAAACUACAGACCUUUAAAGCACUGUUUCUCAGCAUAAACCUCCAAGACGUUGAAAAAUAUAUGAUCUUUCUCUCAUCAUUUUCUAUCAUUAUGGCAGUCCAUAUCUUCCCUUACAUGCACUAUUAUUUUUUAUCGGUAAAAGAGGCAAACCUUAAAUAAGUAAGCUUAUUUUCUAACCAGCCUUUGUUAGCAUUUUGAAUACAUUCCAGUAAUGCAAUUUAAGCCCAAAUUCCUAACAUUACAGAUUAGAAAUGCCUUGUAUUGUUUUACUUUCAGAAUUACAUACAGGUAUGGGAUCUGUUAUUUGGGAAACCUUUAUCCAGAAAGCUCAAUUAUGAAAAUGCUGUCUCCCAUAGGCUACUUUUUUAAAAACGAUUUCCUUUUUCUCUUCCAAACUAAGAUAUAAUUAAUCCUAAUAUGAGGCAAAACAAGCCUAUUGGGUUGAUUUAAUAUUUAAAUCAAUUUUUUUAGUAGACUUAAGGUAUGCAGAUCCACAAUACAGAGAGAGCCGUUAUCCACAAAACCCAGGUCCCGAGCAUUCUGUAUAACAGGUCCCAUACCUGUACUGUACAUUGAUUUCUGAGAGAUGCCUCACUGAGGAGUUAGUGUUUAUUACUAUCAAUGGCAUUAUUUCUGAUCAUUAAGCCACUAUAAACUUUUAUAAGAGUGUGUGGAUAUUGCCAGAUCACUGCAAUCAUGGCCACUGAAAACAGACACAAAUGUACUGAUAAAUAAAUCUCCCUGUGCCAAUUUAUUUGGACGUUUUCAGUUAUGGGAAGCGUAAAUCCUGCUAAUAAAUACAAGGUAUAUUGCCUCGAUCCUGUGCUGUAAGGAAGCAAAAAUGUGCAAUAUGCAAGCCCAUAAAUAAACGUUUAUGCUAACUUCAUUAAGAUUAUUAAAUAUGAUGGGUUGCUAUGAGUUACUGCAUUGUUGAAGUUAUGCACAUAUUUUAGUGCAUGAGUGCCACAGUUUAUUUUGCCAUUUAAAUUAACAAUAAACCGCAACGGUAUAAAGUAACUCUUCAUCUGUUUGAGUAUCAUCUUGUAUGGGGAAGGCUUUUGUCUCUGAGCAGAAGGCAAGAAAAUAUAAUAUACUGUUUAUUAAAUGUACAAUGUGUUGAAUAUAUUAAAUGUUGAUCCAUCAGACCAAGGGGUAGCACUAUUACAGACUGUACAAUCCAAUACAAAUGGCACCAUUAAACUAUAACCAAGAUGCUUA
This is a messenger RNA of Xenopus laevis (African clawed frog), 2733 nucleotides long. It is a transcript of the gene stx7.L, whose product is annotated as syntaxin 7 L homeolog. The transcript is spliced from 10 exons. The coding region runs from base 289 to 1068 and encodes 259 amino acids. The record is from RefSeq and is a predicted model, not a curated record. NCBI's taxonomy places the organism in Eukaryota, Metazoa, Chordata, Amphibia, Anura, Pipidae. Gene Ontology annotation, molecular function: SNAP receptor activity; SNARE binding. Gene Ontology annotation, cellular component: early endosome membrane; synaptic vesicle; SNARE complex. Gene Ontology annotation, biological process: intracellular protein transport; vesicle-mediated transport; vesicle fusion.